ACAAAAAGCGGAAACAAAAGAAAUCAAAAAUCCUAAAACACACCCUUGGUGAGCGACUGAGAGAAAGAGAAAGUGUUUGGCUAAUUUUUUUGUGUAGGAAUAUCAGAAGACACGAACAGAAGUAGACGUUCAUCAGUUUAGUUUGUUCGGCUUGUAGUCAUGGCUUUGAAAAGAAUACAGAAGGAGUUAAAUGACUUGCAACGGGAUCCACCUGCACAGUGCUCAGCGGGUCCAGUGGGGGAUGAUUUGUUUCAUUGGCAAGCAACAAUAAUGGGACCUAGCGACAGUCCGUAUCAAGGAGGGGUUUUCUUUCUCACAAUCCACUUUCCGACAGAUUACCCAUUUAAACCACCAAAGGUAGCGUUCACAACAAAAAUAUAUCAUCCAAACAUAAACAGUAAUGGAAGUAUUUGCCUGGAUAUUUUGAGAUCACAGUGGUCCCCAGCACUAACAGUAUCAAAAGUUUUAUUGUCCAUAUGUUCAUUGCUUUGUGACCCAAACCCUGACGACCCCUUAGUACCAGACAUAGCACACAUCUACAAGUCAGAUAAAGAAAAAUACAACAGACUAGCAAGAGAAUGGACUCAGAAGUACGCAAUGUAAAGAAAACCGAACAGAUUUUAAAGUCACAAAGCACUGUAAAUUCUAGAAUCUAAGAAGAAAAAAAUAAUAAAAUUGGGUAAUAUUGUUGAACACAAUGUAUUGUUAACAUAUAUCACUUAAAGGCAAUUACCAUUAAUGAACCAAGAUUUAGUAUUUUACAGGAAAAUCUCCCUAUGUCCAAUAAUUACAUGAGAAGGCUUAGCAAAUUUUGUGCAUUGCAGACAGAUUUUUUUCUUACUUUAUUUUACCACAUCUUGAUCUCAAACCCAUUAAAACUAAAAUUCUAAUGCAGCUUUCUUGCUGUGGUCACCCAUAGGUUUUAAAAAAAUCUGAUUUUCGUUCAUUAAAAUAUUUGGUUUUCUUUCCUUUUAUUCAUCCUGUAGGUCAUUUCUAAUUUUCUUUUAGAGAUUUUUAUUGUAUAGUAUAAAAGCUAUACUGAAUCUAUUUUUAUUAUUUUGCAUUGAAAAGUAAAAUAAAAAAAUAAAACUUGCAAA
Acipenser ruthenus (sterlet) is the source of this 1097-nucleotide messenger RNA. Its product is annotated as ubiquitin-conjugating enzyme E2 D4. The record is from RefSeq and is a predicted model, not a curated record. Gene Ontology annotation, cellular component: nucleus. Gene Ontology annotation, biological process: protein polyubiquitination; ubiquitin-dependent protein catabolic process. Bases 160 to 603 code for a protein of 147 amino acids. Lineage: Eukaryota; Metazoa; Chordata; Actinopteri; Acipenseriformes; Acipenseridae. The transcript has 7 exons. Gene Ontology annotation, molecular function: ubiquitin conjugating enzyme activity.